AUGUGCCGUCGCCGGGCGCCGCUGUGCCUGCAGCUCCUGCCGCCGCUCGCGCUCCUGCUGCUGGCGGCGGUCGCGGUGGACAGGCGCGGUGAGUUGCAUAAAUCGACAAGGAUUUCUUCCGUGCAUUCUCAAGUAAGUGGAAGAAAUCCCGUCACGUCACUUUUUACCACAGUUAGAAAACUCAUUCCGUACAUCGUUAUAACAUUCCCGAAGAAGAAAAACAAAAUAACAUGGAGUAUUAAAGAAAUUUAAUUAGAUGCACCAGAGGUUAUUCAUUAUACUAAGCAAUCCCUCGAACCAAGUAAAGAUAUUCCGUGCAGUCUCUCCUAAUGUAAUAGAACUCACAACAAUAAUUCUGCUGCCCGGUAAUAAAUUGUGCAUAAUACUAGAAAAUAUUUUGUAAUG
Messenger RNA from Gryllus bimaculatus (two-spotted cricket), 405 nucleotides. The record is from the annotation of a GenBank genome assembly. NCBI's taxonomy places the organism in Eukaryota, Metazoa, Arthropoda, Insecta, Orthoptera, Gryllidae.